UUUCCUAGAAUGUUGCUGUUGAAUUUCUUUCAUACUGUCUACCACCUUAGAGCUGGAUGGAUACUCCACUUCACAUAGUAUGGCUGCCAGAUGCCCUCUGUGACCUCUCUCCAUUAUCAGGUUGUGUUUUAUUUAAACAUCAGUUUGUUGAUGAUUAAAGUGUCGGCUUGGUAGUUAGUUUUCCUAUGUCCUGUGGACAGACACUAAGCACAAUGGCAUUCCAUUGUAACAUGAUAUGACGGAUGGAAAUUAGAAUCUUCUGUCAUAGCGGCUAUUUCUAGUACACCAUUUGUGGGUUUUUUUUUUGUCAUGUCAAACAUACAAAUCUCACUAACAUAAGACAGGAUUUCCUGAUCAUCACUUAGGUUUGUACUCUAUCUAGUGGGGUUUCCCAGUCUGCGGCUAUGAGGUUCUGUGUGGAGGCUUAGCAGCAAGCAUGCUUUAUGUAUACAGUGUGCUGCACCUAAGGAUGAACGUUCUCUGCAGACCAAACAGGUGUUACAGGCUGUGUAAGCACAUGAUGAAACAGAUCCAGGGGACGUGUGGAGUUAACAAAAAAAAAAAGGAGUGAGAGGUGGUUUCAGUGUCCUCCCACCUGCCCAUGGCUGAGAUUCUGCUAGCCUGGUCCCACCUCCAUUCCUGCCUGAUUGGGUGCUAGGGAGGCCUUUGCAGGAGGUGCCACUUAAUCUGGAAAUAGCUACUAUGUGACAGCUCGGAGACUCUCUUGAGUGCUGUCACAGACCUUCUGCAAGUGAUGACAUAUGUCAACAGGGGCAGUAGCUACUGAAACAGAUUUCUGGCUUGUGAUCAUAGUCUUGCUGAGUAAAGUUCUUGUGAAUGUUAAAUUAAAUGACUUCCUCACAAACCUGUAAGUCUGUCAUCCAAUAGUUAUCAUCACUAUCUAAGCUAUUCAUUCAUGUGCACUUGGAGGUACUAUUUGCAUUGAAUACUGGACCUGGGGACACCUUGGCGAUCGAUUGCACAACAUCUCCCGCAGACACUUUCUCACUAUUUGGAACAUACUUAAACAGUGAUCUGCGGAUUACUUGCUGGACAGUUGAAACUGCAGCUAUCAGUCCUUUUGGCUGUCUGCUAUAUCUUUGCCAUGCAUUUUCUUUGAGUGGCUUCUUGUUCAGUAAUCUUCAUUAGACCAUAAUUAUCAUUUUUAGAACCCCUGAAUAGUAAUGUUCUUUCUACGAUGGAGAAUAGGGAGCGAUUUAAGAAUGCUCCCAUGGAUCUUUACUUCCUCUUCUGGAAAACAGCACAUCCAUCGCCGUCACUUUGGAGAACGGACGCUGGGGACACCUGAAGGAGCACCUGAAAGCAAUAAAGAGAUAAUUGCCAGCAGCAAGCGCCUCACCAAGCUUCUCUUCUACACAAUUUCUGAGGGAAAGGAGCAGCUUCCAGUCAACAAGUUUAUUAAUACACUGAAAGCGAAUGGAUUGCUUACGUCAGACCCCAGACUGAAGGACUGUAUGAACAUCCUCCAUCAAACUGUGCAAGAAUCAAUUCUAGGAGCAACAAUGGACCUAGAAAACUUUGAAAAGUGUGUUCAUAGUAACAUUGUGUUACUGACUCAGCUUGUUUGCAAAAGGUUUGUGAUUCCAGACUUUGAGCAGUUCACGUUACAUAUAAACCAGCUGUAUGAGAAUGCCUGCAGCAUAGAUAAAGGGGAGGUGGCUAACUACAUUCCUCAGCUCGCCAAGGUCAGCCCUCAGCGGUGGGGCGUAUCUCUCUGUACAGUGGAUGGACAGAGACACUCAGUGGGAGACACGGAUAUUCCUUUUUGCCUUCAAUCUUGUGUGAAGCCACUAAAAUAUGCCAUCGCUCUGAAUGACCUUGGCACAGAUUAUGUUCAUCAGUACAUGGGCAAAGAGCCUAGUGGUCUUCGAUUUAACAAGUUAUCAUUGAAUCACCAAGAUAAACCGCACAACCCCAUGGUGAAUGCUGGAGCAAUUGUCAAUUGUUCAUUGAUUAAACAAGGUUCUACCAAGGCUGAAAAGUUUGAUUAUAUUAUGCAGUUUCUGAAAAGGAUGUCAGGAAAUACAUACACUGGCUUCAACAACUCAACGUUUCAGUCCGAAAAGGAGACAGGAAAUCGAAACUUUGCCAUCGGAUAUUACCUCAAGGAGAAGAAGUGUUUCCCCUCUGAUGCUGACAUGGUGACUGCUCUGGAUCUUUACUUCCAGGUGUGCUCCAUUGAGGUGACCUGUGAAUCAGGGAGUGUGAUAGCUGCCACACUGGCUAAUGGUGGCAUCUGCCCCAUCACAGGAGAGCGGGUUCUGAGUGCAGAAGCAGUGAGAAAUACCUUGAGUCUUAUGCAUUCUUGUGGCAUGUACGACUACUCUGGACAAUUUGCCUUUAACGUUGGAUUGCCAGCCAAAUCUGGUGUAUCAGGAGGUAUACUAUUGGUGGUUCCCAACAUUAUGGGGGUGUUCUGUUGGUCUCCUCUUCUGGACAGAAUUGGUAACAGUAUACGAGGGAUUGAUUUCUGCCAACAAUUGGUUUCCAUCUUCAAUUUCCAUAAUUAUGACAACCAACGACACUGCGCUCGAAAACUGGAUCCCCGCAAAGAGAUAAGAGAAAUACAGCACAAGACUGUGGUGAACCUUCUAUUUGCGGCUUAUAGUGGUGAUGUAUCUGCUAUAAGGAGAAUUGCUCUGUCUGCCAUAAGCAUGGAUCAAACAGAUUAUGACUCUAGGACAGCCCUACAUGUGGCAGCUGCUGAAGGACAUUUGGAUGUGGUCAAGUUCCUCACAGAAGACUGCAGAGUUAACCCAUUUAUAAAAGACAGGUGGGGUAACACCCCUUUGCGAGAUGCUGUGCGGUUUGAGAGACAUGACGUUGCGAACUUACUGACUGAAUACCAAGAAGAAUAUGCGAGAAGACACAGUGCGGCAGAGAGUUCAGAGGAACAGAUGUCUUUGGACAUUUUGAAGAGCAUGGUGUAGAGAUCUUUAUUACAGAUGCCCUUCUGCAGUUUAUAACUGAUACACAUCCUUGUGAUAUUACUUUUCCCACUUUAUAGGGGAUAUUCGCUCUACAUAGUAAUUCAGUGCAUUGGGCACAAACUGUGUUUUUGGUUGUGCAUUUUGCAGUUGUUACAAACUAUGGGGGUUAUUCAAGCCGCAAUGCAACACGAUGCGACUGCAAUAUACCCGUGCAAUCGCAUUGCAUUUGCGGCAAACACCUCUACCUGAUUGACAGGUAGAGGCAUUUAUGGGGUGGACGGGGGCAGUGACUGACCAUUCUGGGGGGGGGCGGUGUGGGUCGGCGGCAUUUCCAAGGAGACUGUGUGAUGUCACACACAGCCGCUCCGAUGGAAGAAAUUUCGUCCACAAUUGCUGCGACCACAAUUCGAUUGCAAUCGCAACACAAUCGGAUUUCGAUCGCAGCCAUAGGGCGUGAGUUAGCAUGCUGGGCAGCCUUGCCCUGCCAUGGGCGGCCGCCCAGCAUGCUACAGAAGGGAUUGCAGAUUCUGCUUUUUAUCAUAAUCUGCAAUCUGUGCUGAAUAACCCCCUAAGAGAUUAUAGGCUUAUUUACUAAACAUCAGGUUUCAAAGCUGCUGAUUGUCGGAAGCGCUGACUGCUGGAUUUAAAAUGGUAAUAGCGAUAACAGCAAAACUAGCUUAAUUUAGCAUCUAUUAUUAUUGCUGUUUAAAUUCAGCGAUCAAAGCCGAUGAGAAUUGGUGGCCUGGAAACCCAGUUUAGUAAACAAUCUCCAGUGAGUGGGACAUGUAAACAUUGAAACUUUGCAGCCUGAAAAUGUAAAGCCUUUAUUAAACAAACAGUAUUAAAAGCAGGCAAAUAA
Pseudophryne corroboree (corroboree frog) is the source of this 3810-nucleotide messenger RNA. It is a transcript of the gene GLS2, whose product is annotated as glutaminase 2. The record is from RefSeq and is a predicted model, not a curated record. Gene Ontology annotation, molecular function: protein binding; glutaminase activity. Gene Ontology annotation, biological process: L-glutamine catabolic process. NCBI's taxonomy places the organism in Eukaryota, Metazoa, Chordata, Amphibia, Anura, Myobatrachidae. The coding region runs from base 1185 to 2951 and encodes 588 amino acids. The transcript has 18 exons.